Symbiodinium sp. CCMP2592 is the source of this 975-nucleotide messenger RNA. The record is from the annotation of a GenBank genome assembly. NCBI's taxonomy places the organism in Eukaryota, Dinophyceae, Suessiales, Symbiodiniaceae.
AUGGAGGUCGCCCCUCGGGCCGAUGCUCCUGGCAGGGUUCGUCUCGGUGCCGUGCUAGUUCUUCUGGUGGCGUUGGCUUUCCAAGCAAUGACAUUUGUCAACUUUUUCCAACCCCGACCUCGCGGCGACCUGGUGGCUAUGCAAGGCGGCAAGUGGGGCAAGAUUGGUGCUGGUCCGCCGAAGUAUCAUCUUCCAACAGGUGGUCCUAACAUCACCAAGACAGAGGACAUCCUGGCAAUCCGGAUGCCGUACCACUUCGAUGAUGCACCAGAAGCGCCCGAGUGGGCACAAAAGUGCGUGAAGACGCUGUCGAGCAGCAAAUCAAAGGUAGAGGCCAGGAGAGCAGCCAGCGCUGAGCUGCAAGAGAAGCUUAUGGAGCCGCUUCCGUCUCGACAGAUGCUCUUGCUCGUAGACGCUCUUUACGACGAGGACCUCGAAGUCAGACUGACCAUAGCGAGAGCCUUUCAAAAUCUGUGUUCCUUGGACCGGUGGCCAAUGGACGAAUGGAUUGCCCGCAUCGCACGGAAGCUGGAGCCAGACUCCGAAGUCGAUCUCAUGACACGAAUCUUUUCUAUGCGAGCUUUGGGCUGGAUCGGACCCUGGGCAGCGCAUUACUCCGGAGCUUUGCGCCCGUACUUCGACCACGAGGAGGAAUUCGUCCGCCUUUCCGCAAUCGAGGCGGUGCGUGGGUUUUCGACGAUGUCCGCCUCGGAGGGGCCUUCAGGUGAAGUUGGCAGGCACAAGAAGUCUUUAGUGCGCUUGAUGCGCGAAGAUCCCAGCAUGGAGGUUCGGAAGAUGGCAGAGCAGGUGCUGGACAUGAAGGACUGGAAAGUCCCUCACUGGAUGGAAGUCCAGAAGCCUGCCUGGCGCGAGCGCGUCAAGCGAGCCAUCGCCAACCGCGGCAGGGGAACCCGCAAGGGCAAGAAUAGUGAGGGCACGCUUCACAAGCGCUACUGGGAGAAGCUGCCCCGAUGA